AUGAUGUUUCAAGGCUUUGAAGGUGCUAUUCUAGUGGAGAGAGUGAAUCAUUUCAUAUGUAAAGAGUAUGGAUCUGAACAAGAAAGAAAGAAGUGGGCUGAAGAUAUCAUCAAAUAUCUGUGCGAUAUAGGUUGCGUCAAUACUCCUCAUUGGAAUAAGUUAUUGGAUAUUGGUGACUUUGAAACUUUACCUGAGGUUUCUCCCUGUGAAUCACUAAUUUUGCAGAAGACUAUUGCCCAUGAAUAUGCCGAAGCAGUUGCACUUUUGGAGACCAAUGAUAUCGCCAUAGCUACACACUGCCGCAACCUGGAGGCAAUUACAGAAAUUUUAAUACUGGAUAGGAAUUUCAGAGAAUUGGAAGAGAUUGAAUAUCAAAUUACAGGAAUCAAUUUUAGUCGUCAAGAGAGUUUAGGGGAACAAGAAGCUAAUGCUUUGAGAAGAAUUAAACUUUUGCUUUGUGCUAGUCUUUAUCUUAGGGGGAAGUAUUUUGAUUGUUCUAAUUGCUUUUUCAAAUUGUUAACUAACGAUCAUAAGAUGAUGGAUUUCCUGAGUCAAGAAGCACCCAAGAAAUUUCUAACCAAUUCAGAAGUGUUGAUGAUGGUUCAAAUAUCGACGUUGCUCGCCAUUCCGCUCGAUAAUUAUGAAGAUUUCACACAUAUUGAAGAAUUAGUACCGUUCCAAAAAGUAUGUCCGUCACUUUACCACUGUCUAAGACUUUUGAUAAAUACAAGUUUUGGUAAAUUCUUCCAACUUUGGCAUGGCGACAUAAAUGAACAAUGUGAUCAGAGUUUUUUCUUAGAUCAAAAUUGGGGGGCUGCACAAUGUAUGAUGAGGGAGAAGAUUUAUUUCUUCUAUCUAAGAGUUUCCAAUUAUAUCGAAAUCAGUUAUUUGUCCCGAAUCUUGGGUAUUGAAGAAUCUCUAGUGAAGAAAGAAGUGGAAAAUUUGAUAAAUUCUAUGCAUCUAAGUUUUGAAAUACAAGGAGAUACUGUACGUUAUAAGCGUUCAUUCUUCUUAGAAAACGUGGUUAGUCAAUUGCAAUUGAAUGAAAAAUCGAUAUUAUCCAAAUUAGAGUCUCAAAGGUUGAGAAAUAGAGAAAUGAGAGAUCUCUUACAGAGUAUGAUUAUUGGUAACGACGAGAAUAACCGAAGUAUCGCUGGCGAUGCACUUCUCAGAUCAGAUAGGCGUGAACUUAGUCGAGAGGAUAGUGAAAUGAUGGAUGUUGAUGAGAUCAAUGAUGUAAGCGAUAUGGAUAAUCAAUCGGUGGAAAUUGGAAAUUGA
Molecule: messenger RNA, 1278 nt
Organism: Zygosaccharomyces rouxii
Lineage: Eukaryota; Fungi; Ascomycota; Saccharomycetes; Saccharomycetales; Saccharomycetaceae
Gene: PCI8
Product: Pci8p
Exons: 1
Coding region: 1-1278 (425 amino acids)
Source: RefSeq, a predicted model, not a curated record